Messenger RNA from Pygocentrus nattereri (red-bellied piranha), 3036 nucleotides. It is a transcript of the gene slc30a10, whose product is annotated as solute carrier family 30 member 10. Lineage: Eukaryota; Metazoa; Chordata; Actinopteri; Characiformes; Serrasalmidae. Gene Ontology annotation, molecular function: zinc ion transmembrane transporter activity. The transcript is spliced from 4 exons. Gene Ontology annotation, biological process: detoxification of zinc ion; manganese ion transport; zinc ion transmembrane transport. Gene Ontology annotation, cellular component: membrane. The record is from RefSeq and is a predicted model, not a curated record. Bases 93 to 1340 code for a protein of 415 amino acids.
CAAACAAGCAUCGCGUGCUGAUUUCCCCUCCGCGAGUGCGCGCGCACUUUAGACCACCUUGAGAGAGAGAGAGAGAGAGAGAGAGAGAGAGAAUGGGUCGCUACACGGGCAAAACCUGCCGCCUGAUCUUCAUGCUGGUGAUCACCGUGGUGUUCUUCGUGGUGGAGAUCGUGGCGGGCUACGCGGGGAACUCCAUCGCGCUGGUCUCGGACUCCUUCAACAUGCUGUCCGACAUGGUGUCGCUGUGUGUGGGGCUGCUGUCCGCCCGCCUGUCGCGCCGCAGCGGCUCGGAGCGCUGCUCCUACGGCCUGGCCAGGGUGGAGGUGGUGGGCGCGCUCUCCAAUGCCGUCUUCCUGACCGCCCUCCUCUUCUCCAUCUCGGCAGAGGCCAUCAAGAGGCUCAGCCGGCCCGAGCCCAUCGACGACCCCUUCCUGGUGCUGGUGGUCGGCUCGCUGGGGCUGGCGGUCAACGUGGUGGGGCUUUUCAUCUUCCAGGAUUGCCGGUCGAUGUGCGGGAGAGGCCGGCGUGGAGGAGCGGAGGAGAAGGGCAUUGAGAAAGUGGUCAUGAACGGAGAAGCAGGCUCCCUCGCCCAACAGACUGACUCACAGGAGACAGAUAAGAAUCAGAGUGACGGUCAGCCGCUGAACAUUAGAGGAGUUUUACUCCACGUGCUGAACGAUGCUUUGGGGUCAGUGGUUGUGGUGGUGGCCUCCGUUCUGUUUUAUGUAUGGCCCCUGCCCGACAACGGCACCUGUAACUGGCAGUGCUACGUGGACCCCAGCUUGACGCUGGUGAUGGUGAUCAUCAUCCUGUCCUCGGCCAUUCCCCUCAUGAAAGAGACCACUAGCAUUCUUCUGCAGAUGAGCCCACCUGACAUGACCGUCUCCACAAUAUUGGUGGACGUGUGCCGGCUGCCCGGGGUCAUCGGCGUCCAUGAAGUUCACGUGUGGGAGUUGGUCAAGGAUCGCAAUGUAGCCACCUUGCAUGUCAAAUUAAACUCAGAAUUUUCCGAAUCCCAAUUCAAGAGCCUCCAUACCCAGAUCCGGGAGAUCUUCCACAAAGCCGGCAUCCACAGCGUUACUGCUCAGCUGGAGGUCAGCGACGAUGACCUGGACAGCAGCCAGUGUAGCAACCCCUGCAUGUCCACUGACUCUGCAUGUCUCAAACUGUCCUGCUGCCCGGUAGAGUCUAAAUUAGUUUCAGAACAUAAAGCGAGCCAGUCCCGCUCAUCUGGAGAAGUGUCAGUGGACGUGAUGGACAGCACCAAAAACCUGCUCAGGGAACGGGACACUAAACAGUUAGAAGGGGAACACAGAAUCUCAGAUGUCACAAAGUUUUAAGCCUCGAGGGCCAGUUUCUCUGAACAUGACGAGGCCUGUUCUCUUGACUGUCCUCUCUUUGCUUUUCAAUCAAAGAAUAUGGCUAACAAUGGCUCUGAGAAGCUGGCUCAGAAUGUGUUAGAUAAACAGAAAAAAAAACAGGCACCUCAGGGACACGAGUAGAAGGGUCUCUGACUUGUGAGUGCAAAAUUCAAACUACUGUAUUUAUUAACUUGCUGUGCUUGUACUCGAUGCACCCUGGACCUUGAGUAGUUGGGCUUUAGGCAACUGUAAAUCUAUCCCUGCUGAACUGGGUGGAGAUUGUAAGCAAUGCUGACGUGCUGGAAUACAGCUAUAUACAUUCAGACACCCAACCUUAAAGGGGAAUUCCACUGAUUUUUCAUUUUUGACAUAAUAACAUUGUUAAUUCCCGAACAAAGUCAUUUAGAGUGGUUUGAUGUGCAGUGCUCCGUUCUAGAGAAACUUACUGACUCAGGACUGUGCACAGCGGUGAUAGGAACCAGACGUCUGAGGAGUUUUAUGCUUCUGAACGCUCCCUCACAGAAAGUUAUACACGUUAUUAACACACUGCCACAUCUCUGAGAGAUUUUAUGAUAUUUUUGUACUGAGCUUUUUGUCCUACAACACAUGCCAGGUGUUCUAACACAAAAUAGUCCCCAAAUAAAUCUUAUUUUUCAGAUUUUACACUUUUUUUUACCAUAAAUCAACAUUCCAUAUAAAGCGUUUGGGUUUUGGUUUUGAUAGUAAAUAAAAUGGUUAUAUUUGUAUUGCAGUCCCAGUGACCCCUGGUUCCUAUCACCACCACUAUAAAGAAAAUAAGAAGCGGUCAGUUUCACUACAUCAGACCACCCUGAAUGACUUUGUGUACAUCUCUUUGGUGGAAUUAUGUAGAAAUGUGAAAUGUAAACGUUCUAUGAUGCUUAUGAUAAGUUUCUACUGUACUGAUCUCUCCGUAGCCCUAACAAGGAAUUGCUGUUCUGGUGCAAUAGCCUGCCUGUUUUAGCUUUUGGUGGAUGCAGUCUUGUUAGCAUUGCUGUUCCAGCUUAUAUUGCUCAACCAAAAACUGGCCAAGCUUUGACCAGUGGCAGUAAUUCCUGAUCAAGGCUUUAAAUAGGGAAGCCAGAAAGUUCUCAUGUUUAUUGUGCUUUCUAUAUUACUGCCUCAUGGCUAGCUACAUUAGUAGCUACAUGGUUUGCCACAAAAGAACAGGAAUGGAAAUUUUAUCAUUUUUAUUUGUAUUAAUUUUUUUUAAAAUCACAGCCGAAUUUUCCCACACAGUGCCUACUACUAUUAAGCAAUGUUCAUGUUUCUUAAAAUGCAAUCAUUUUUUUUACUGGAAAAUUCUUUUGCCUUCGUUUAAGCUAAGACCAAUGUGGCAUUGUAUUUAUAUACUGAUGAUUAUUAGUCAUGAUAUUAGUAAAGAUGGCUUUGAUAUUAGAAUGUAAGGUAAAUAUUAAAGUCUGUGUUGUUUGUGUAGCUCUGUAAUGUAAGGAAUUCAACCAUAUGACUAACAGUACAAAUGUAGCAAGAACAAAGUCCAUGACUUACUAAAUACAGCUGCAGUUCAUCCUUAAACAAGCCAAGACAGCAAGCCAGACAUUCCAUUUGUGCAAGCACUGGGUCAUUUUCAGGAUUGUCUAUGGUUAUUUACAGGUGAAAUUUUAGUGAUAUUUUUCCUUAUAAACAAUAGACUCAA